GCAAAGAUGAUUGCAACAACGGUGUGCUUUUACUUGGUGCUCUUGGCCAUUCUCAUGGUGUUCCUGUCCCCGUCGGCGGAGGGUUGCUUUAUCCUGCUGGCGUGCCUCCUGGAAUCACCAUUGUGUCCAUUCAACACCACUGCUUUAGGAUGAUAAAGUUAUCUAUUAGCCCCUUUGUAGCCUUUUCCCACGCCCAAUAAAUACGAUUAUGAAUUGAGAAAAUACAUUUAAUCAUGAUGGAACUACAAUAUAGAGAAUAAAAACCUC
Drosophila rhopaloa is the source of this 267-nucleotide messenger RNA. RefSeq lists its product as uncharacterized. The transcript has a single exon. Lineage: Eukaryota; Metazoa; Arthropoda; Insecta; Diptera; Drosophilidae. The record is from RefSeq and is a predicted model, not a curated record. The coding region runs from base 7 to 153 and encodes 48 amino acids.